AUGUUUUAUACGGGCUAAUAAAAAAUGGGAAAGCAAAGUAAAACACUGAUAUACUAAAUAAUCCUAUAAAACUAUAGGUUUCUCUUAUCUUCUAACCAUAAGCCUCUAAUCCCCCCUCCUUUAAUAUAUAAAUAUGAAGAAAAAAAAAAAAAAUGUUUCUGUCUCUAUUUUUUAUGCGAAAAUGAUAGCAUUAAAAAUAUAAUUAUGAAAAUAUUUAGUGAAGCAAUUAGCAAACAGUUAAUUGAUAUUAUCGAUUAUCUGUUUAGUUAGACUACCUUAUGUAAUUAGGAUAAAUAAAAAUUUAGGUCAUGGAUGAUUUUUACUAAUUUAAUUUUAAAAGUUAAAUGCUUUAUCCUAAGAUUUAAAUUUCCAUAGUAAAUUUGCUUGUUUUAUGUCUUUUUUAACUAUGCAAAGAGGGAUAAUGAUGCCAAAAAUUUAACGAUUUUUUGA
Molecule: messenger RNA, 450 nt
Organism: Tetrahymena thermophila SB210
Lineage: Eukaryota; Ciliophora; Oligohymenophorea; Hymenostomatida; Tetrahymenidae
Exons: 6
Source: RefSeq, a predicted model, not a curated record